Messenger RNA from Rattus norvegicus (Norway rat), 262 nucleotides. NCBI's taxonomy places the organism in Eukaryota, Metazoa, Chordata, Mammalia, Rodentia, Muridae. The record is from RefSeq and is a predicted model, not a curated record.
AUGGUGAAGGUUGGUGCGAAUGGAUUUGGCUGUUUUGGGCGCCUGGUUACCAGAGCUGACUUCUCUGCAUCUGGCAAAGUGGAGAUUGUUGCCAUCAAUGACCCCUUCAUUGACCUCAACUACAUGGUCUACAUGUUUCAGUAUGACUCUACCCAUGGCAAGUUCAAUGGCACAGUCAAGGCUGAGAAUGGGAAGCUGGUCAUCAACGGGAAGCCCAUCACCACCUUCCAGGAGUGAGAUCCCACUAACAUCAAAUGGGGUG